AUGACUAUUUUUAUAUUUUUAUACCAGCUCAUUUUUGUCGCCGCCCUCGUGGCCGCGGUUGUCGCCCAUCCUGAAGAUACUCCCGGGUAUGGGUACUCUGCCCCAGCAGCUUCGCCCGGCCAGUACGACUUUAAUUACGCUGUGAAGGACGACUAUUCCAGUAACGACUUCGGACACCAGGAAGACCGUGAUGGGUACGACACCCGUGGUUCCUACUACGUCCUCCUUCCCGACGGUCGUCUACAGAAGGUCACCUAUUCCGUCAACGGCGACUCUGGCUUCGUGGCUGAGGUCAGCUACGAAGGAGAGGCCCAGUACCCCGAAUACAAGCCUUCCUACAACCCAGCUCCUUCGUAUGCCUAAACGGACUUUCAGGUUAAUUUAUGAAUCUAUUUAUUUGGGACUCCUAACACGCUGUACUGUAAAUAAAUUAAAGGCUUAGAAU
Molecule: messenger RNA, 445 nt
Organism: Penaeus vannamei (Pacific white shrimp)
Lineage: Eukaryota; Metazoa; Arthropoda; Malacostraca; Decapoda; Penaeidae
Source: RefSeq, a predicted model, not a curated record